Molecule: messenger RNA, 426 nt
Organism: Telopea speciosissima
Lineage: Eukaryota; Viridiplantae; Streptophyta; Magnoliopsida; Proteales; Proteaceae
Product: leucine-rich repeat receptor-like serine/threonine-protein kinase BAM1
Exons: 1
Coding region: 1-426 (141 amino acids)
Molecular function (GO): protein binding
Source: RefSeq, a predicted model, not a curated record
AUGGAUCUCUCCAACAAUAUGUUCUCCGGUGAGAUUCCCGAAUCUUUUGCGGAGCUGAAGAAUCUAACGCUGUUGAAUUUGUUCAGGAACAAGUUGCACGGGGCGAUUCCAGAUUUCAUUGGUUAUUUGCCCGAGUUGGAAGUGUUGCAGCUUUGGGAGAAUAAUUUUACUGGAAGUAUUCCUCAGGGACUUGGAAGGAAUGGCAAGCUUCAGCUCCUCGAUUUGUCGUCGAACAAGCUGACGGGGAUUCUUCCUCCGGAUCUCUGUUCUGGAAAUCGGCUUGAGACGCUGAUCUUAUUGGGGAACUUUCUGUUCGGUAACAUUCCUGAAUCAAGUUUAGGGUUAGGGUUUGAGGGUGGAGCAGAGAGUGAUGGUGAAGAUGGUGACGAUUCGGUUCAGGCAAAGAGGUUGAAGAGGAGCGAUUGA